Molecule: messenger RNA, 2605 nt
Organism: Chelonoidis abingdonii (Abingdon island giant tortoise)
Lineage: Eukaryota; Metazoa; Chordata; Testudines; Testudinidae
Product: sterile alpha motif domain-containing protein 9-like
Cellular component (GO): cytoplasm
Molecular function (GO): protein binding
Source: RefSeq, a predicted model, not a curated record
GAAGGACCCAAACAGGAGCAGCCAGGCAGCGGUGCGAGCACAGCUCUGGGCACAACCCAGGGCGGGCUCAGGGUAGGAGCCUGGAAUUGCCACUGUGGAACUGGAUCUCGGCUGUGUAGAAACUCGCCUCUGGUGACCUGGCAUGAGAGAGCAGAAUUUACCUUUCUUAGUGUGGCAAGCGUCUCUCAAAUGAGAAAAAUGUAUCCAGCUCGCUCUCUUGGAGAUGCAGAUGCAAUGAGAUGAGCAGGAGAUUCUGUGAUACAGAUCUUCAUUUAUCAGCAGGAGGAUAAAUCCACUUCAAGACAAAAUGGACUACAAAAUGUUACAUUUGGCUGAAUGGAAUGAGUGUCACGUCAGAGCCUGGCUACAGUCCAUUGGAAUAAAAGAAGAAUAUGUGAAAAAGCUAUGGGAGGAGGAAGUAACAGGUCCAGUGCUUAGAAAAAUAGACGAAUCUUUUCUCAAAAGCAUUGGUAUGAAAAAAGGCCAAAGCCAUGUACUUAUAUGUGAAAGAAACGAACUUUUGGAAUGUUUGAACAAAAAAGCAGGUAUUGGGCAAGCAGAUAAUCCCAGCUGUAAGACUCCAGAAAUCUCGAGUGACACUGGUAGACCAACUAAUGCUCAGGAAGAGACAGUGAAAGUCAGGAAUUCUAACAUGCCUGCAAGAGCUAAUGUACCAGCUGAAAAGAGAGAGUGUGGCUUAAAGACCAUUCAAAUCACACGGCCUAAAAAUGUACCAAGUUCUCAAGUAACAUUUCACCAGCAUGCAGCUUCAGAAACAAACAUCUCUGGUCCACUAGAAAAGUCUAGCAGGGAAGAUACCGAAAAAGCAGUGUCUACCCUUGUCAGGACAGAAAACAGGAGAAGUCAUUCAAUGCAUAAAAAAAGAGUUGAAGCUUUAACUCUGAGCCGAUUUCGACCAUUUGGCACUCAAGAUAUUAAUUUUAAGUAUGUGAAAAACACAGUCCUUUCUCCCGAAACAGGAGUCAUUGAUUUGAUCACCCCUUGCCAUGAAUACAAAUCUUUUGCCAUUGCUGCGGAGCUAGACAGACCAUGUCUUGAAGCAAAAUUUGCCUUUGAAGUGAUUCGAUUUGGCUCAGCCUGCAUGAAUAUCCGAAGUAAUGGAACGAUACACUUUGGUGUCAUGGACAGAUUUGAAGGUGACAAGAAUUAUGAACAUGGGCAGAUAAUAGGUGUGCCAGUCAGAAACAGAGACAUCUAUGUUGAUGCAUUGGAUAAAAACAUUACAAAAUGUUUCAAUGCAUCUGAGCAAGAAGCUGCAAGAAUUUGCAUUCGCCCUCCUGUUUUUAUUGAAGUGAUUGAGAAGGACACUCAAGACCAACGUUUUGUGGUGGAGGUUGACAUUGAACCAUCAUCCAGUACAGUGAAGGGGAAGAUUUUUCAAGUACGCUUACCUAGAUUUAACGAAAACAGCAAUAAGACAAUAUAUGAAAAAAAUCCAGUUCUCUAUCACAGACUUAAGGCCAAUUCUGAACCUGUAAAGAAUGAAGAACAAGUGGAUUUUAUUCAGGGUUUAAAAGAGAGGGAUAUUAGAAGAGAAAUGGCUGAGUCCUCCAGUAAUGAAGACCUGACAGAAACUUCACAGGAUUUAGGGCGGAAGUUAUUAGUUCUAUUAAAUGAUGGAAAGAACUAUAUAGAUGACUAUCUGAGUUAUAUCCUUGUCACAAACAGAUGUGGAAAGGAAGAUCUUAAGUCUAUCAACUUUUUAAUGCGCCUGAAUAUUUUCUGUGUGUUUGAUUUUGAUGAAGAUUCCAAUGUGUCAGGUUUACAUGCCAAGUACAAAGAGCAUCAUGCAACAAAUUUGUAUUUCUUGCAAAAUUAUACCAAUGAAAGCAAGAUGAACACCACUGAAUUUAAAAAACAUUUGGGCCUAGAUGAUUACACCAGCUGGAUAUUUUGCAAUGGACGAAGUGACUUCUUUGGGGAUGAAAAACCUUGUGAUGAAAAUACUUGGAUUAGAACAAAAAAGAAGUAUCUUAAGAAAGCCGUUACUUUUAUCUGUGAUGAAAUCCUUCCUAAGGGAUCUUUUGUGGUACUUUUCCUCCUUUUAUCACCUGUGGAGAAGCCAAUUGUAGACACCUUCCUGGAAUUCUAUACAGAAAUGAAUGGUAUGGAUUAUAUCAUAUGCAUUGCAGAGUCCAAAGAAAAUUAUGAGAAGUGGGCUAAUCUAGCUCAGGCAUCUUGUAGCAUUGAGACACUAGAACGGAGGAGCGUUGUGGGCAUGAAGCUAAGUCACAUAGAUGCCACUAUUCAAAACAUGAUGCCUUCUACAAUAUGUCCCAGACUUUUACCAGUUUCCACAAGAGGUCUGUGUGUGCUUCCAACACUGGAAGAAGAGAAAAUGUUUUCCCUUGAAAUAUUGUGUACAAAUCAAUGUGAUGAUAUCAAACUGGAUCUUUUGAGCACAAAAGAAAUACAAGAGAUAGAACGAACAUUUUACCAAGGUAGAAAAGUCAGCUGGAAAAAUUUCUGGCUUGCUGAUAAAGGGAGCUGUGGAGAAGUCAUUGAACGUGAUGCCUGCAGAGAUGUUCAUAAAAUCUUAGAUGGCACUUUGCAUGAGAACAGGAUCAGGGGGUUCAGUAAAUAG